AUGGGCCUUAUUCAAGGGGUCUCUGUAUGUACAGAAAGAAUCUGUUGAAAGGAUCGUGUGUUCUAGCCGGCGAUAGACAAGUGUCUCUAAUACCAUUGAAACGACCACCAUCUUGCAUGCAAGUUAAAAAAUGGUUGAAAGUGAAAACGGAACUAGAAGAAACUAAAAAAUCGGAAACAGAGGACAAGAGCGAGAAACUUGAGCGAUUAAUUAUUGUGGCAAGCAGUCCUGGCCAGGACUAUGGCUCAGAUGAGGAACAGAACACGCUUGUGUUGACCCCCAUGUCACUCACCAGUCGAAUUCACAGCACCCCCAGUGACUGUCCGCCCGGUACUUCCCUCUCUCUCACUGACACCCCACUUGGUACUCCGGUCCCCCUUGCACCGGGUCGACGCACCAAACGAAAAUCGUCUGAUAUAUUGAAGAAAUCUUUCGCAAAAUUGCUGAAAAAUUAUGCUGCCAUGUCUUCCAUACAGGAGAAUGAAGCUGAUGCUGCCCAUGCUCAAAAAUAAGAACUAGAACUACAGUUGUCGGACAGUUCAAUUUGCAUUUCUGAAGAGACUAGGAAUAACAUGGAAGCCGAGCUGAAGAAGAAGACCCGUUUAUCGUGCAGUUUCCA
Molecule: messenger RNA, 619 nt
Organism: Nilaparvata lugens (brown planthopper)
Lineage: Eukaryota; Metazoa; Arthropoda; Insecta; Hemiptera; Delphacidae
Exons: 2
Coding region: 27-512 (161 amino acids)
Source: RefSeq, a predicted model, not a curated record